CCUCUUGUUUACGAAAUUCGCAGCCAAACCGUGCAGGUUCUUCCAAACAGGCACCUGCCCUCUCUCUGCAGCGCAUUGUAACUUUGCACAUAUCUUUUCAUCUAUCAUGCCACCCGACGUUCACCACAGUGCACAAUUCUGCCGAUUUUAUGACGCUGGCUACUGUCGGAACGGAAAUAGCUGUCGAUUUAGGCAUGAUCCCCAGUAUUAUCUACCAAUCGCAGUUGAUCCCAAUUGGAUCAAUGCUCCUCCUCUACUUGACACGGGCUAUAUACCUACUCAAUAUAUUUCUCCGUAUGCGCCGCCACUGCCGGUGACGAAUGCUGUCUCUUAUCUGUCGCCCUUUUGGCUAUCCGAGUCGUAUCCCCAAUUUCCGCCUCCUCUGCCACCUCCAUCGCAAUACCACCCCGAAGAAUUAUACUCUCCUGUUCUUCAACCCGGAUAUAUCUCACGUAGUAAUUCGAUGGAUUCAUCCAGCGUUACAAGCUCUCUGGCCACAGUGUCUGAUCAUCACCACUUAAAUAAUUUUCAAGUAAUGGGAGGAGCACCAGUGGUCGAAGAUCCUUUGAAUAAACCCGAAUGCAUCGUCGUUCCGGUCGACCAUUGUGCGGGCUCUACGUUAUUCAUUGGCUCUUCUGGCAUACCAAAGGCACAACUUCAAAACAUUCAGACUACCUCGGAUGAUAACUCUUCCAAGCUACACUCCAAUGUUGAACGCAAACCGUAUAAGACUGUACGAUGUAAAUUUCACAAACCGCCCAAAAGGCUUUGCCCAAAAGGAGACGACUGUACAUUUAUUCAUUCAAAUCCCGUUCCGCUACUCCCUAGCAAAGAUUCGUCGCAAGCAUCAUCAGGGUCUGAGAAAACCACAGGACCUAGCAUCAAGAUAACUUCUGAGUCCAAACCUCGCUCGCCUGAACACGCCCUUCCCUCAAAGCCGUUGACACAUAUUGAGGCGGAAAGGCAGAAAGGAUAUUUCGCCGUCACCUGGCGCGUUAUUUCGGGUGGAGUUCAGAUGGGCGUCAAUAAACCCGAUUCGGAAAUCACACUAGAGCAUGACACGAAAACGACAGACUACAAGCACGAAGCAUCAAUGGCUCUCCCCUCAAUGUUUUCAGCUGUUGCUAGCGUCUGUCGUGCAAGGUCACCCGCCCAGUCGUUAGACUAUUCUCAUUCCGCGAGGGUUUACAAACCACCCAGAAAGCGGACAAUAUCGAAUCCUUCGAGGGUACCCCCUGUGCUAGAUUCGAUUGGUGUUUAUCCAGCUGAAAGUCCAUGAUAUUGAUGAUACAACGGCAUAUAACGCCCAGAUAACGCCAUACCUUGCAACCCCUUAUUAGCCCUUAUUAGAACACUAAAUCCCACUUUUGGUGUUGACCGUUUCCGCUGGGCCCAGGGGGCUGGCACCGGAGUUUUCCGUGAAAUCAACUGGUGCAGACCCCCCCCGUGCGAACUUUGACUUGCCAGCCACGG
This is a messenger RNA of Lentinula edodes (shiitake mushroom), 1473 nucleotides long. RefSeq lists its product as uncharacterized. The record is from RefSeq and is a predicted model, not a curated record. Bases 107 to 1279 code for a protein of 390 amino acids. The transcript has 7 exons. Gene Ontology annotation, molecular function: metal ion binding. Lineage: Eukaryota; Fungi; Basidiomycota; Agaricomycetes; Agaricales; Omphalotaceae.